AUGGGCAUCAUCUCCCAGCUUCGCUCGCUACGCACCUCCCCUCCGCCCCCUGGAAACCCUCCAACCCCACCUCUCUCCUCCAGAUCUUCUCCCCUGUCAUCCAGGCCCUCCAGACCCCGCCUCAUACGUCAAGACUCCUCUCCCUCGCCCAGUCCCACCCCAAGCCCCCUCAAACGCUCCGUUCGCACCACCGAGAUCUCUCAGCCCACCCUACUCUUCAGCCCCAACUACACGCCCCCGGCCUCUGACGUGAAGCCAAAGCCGCUCUACCCCGAACAUCGGAACAAGCUGCAUAAGGCAAAGUCUGCUGGGAUACUCAACAACCUACCGAGGACACCGCCAGACAAGGAGGUGGAUGCAAAGGCUGGAUGGAGAGGGAGAGUAAGGAGCGCAGAAACAGACAGCAAAGGGAAGCCGACUCUUCCCCUCACCUCGAUCAGCGAUACACCUCCCAGACUUCCUCCUCUAGGCCUGCGCAAGUCGCCCUCCACCCCCUUGAUCCGACGCAAACCGCCCCCAAAGUUGAGCCCGGAAGAGAACAAGAUGAUGGGCAGAGGCGGGGGUGAAAAAGGAUGGGGGCUUAUCAGUGUAGAGGAGUGUGGUGACUGUGAGGGGGACGAAAGCGAGAGUCGGGAGAAUGGCAAGGAACCCGAAAAUGGAUAUGGGGGAGGCUAUGGCAAGAGAAUCGUCAAACGAGGACUGACUGCACCACCACCACUACUUGAAGUAUCAACACCCCUUGGCACGACCUUCUGUCUGAACUCCCCCACCGGCCCUCUCAUUGUCCGUCUCGCCAAGCCGCCCUCUCAUGGCCAUAUACACCUUUCUCCUUCAAGCGCUGGUGCCCCUCCAACAUCUCCGCAAUCUGCUUCCAGGCGUCCACUUCCCCCGCUCCCUCCACUUCCUCUAGAACAUCGCAAGGAUACAGAGGCGGAGAGAAGACGGGUGGAGGUCGUCCAGCGGAGGAAAGGCUGGGAACCUCCCCGGAAGUGGGAUCAGAAGGUGUUUGUCCCUCCGCCCGAGCCUGUACUGGUGCCCACAUAUCUCAAACCGUUCAAACUGCAGGGAGGGCCGAGGCCGAGGAAGGUCCAUACGAGGACAGUUUCAAAUUGA
This is a messenger RNA of Cryptococcus wingfieldii CBS 7118, 1113 nucleotides long. RefSeq lists its product as hypothetical. The transcript is spliced from 2 exons. The coding region runs from base 1 to 1113 and encodes 370 amino acids. The record is from RefSeq and is a predicted model, not a curated record. NCBI's taxonomy places the organism in Eukaryota, Fungi, Basidiomycota, Tremellomycetes, Tremellales, Cryptococcaceae.